Molecule: messenger RNA, 1514 nt
Organism: Melanaphis sacchari
Lineage: Eukaryota; Metazoa; Arthropoda; Insecta; Hemiptera; Aphididae
Product: protein ANTAGONIST OF LIKE HETEROCHROMATIN PROTEIN 1-like
Exons: 2
Coding region: 155-1387 (410 amino acids)
Source: RefSeq, a predicted model, not a curated record
CGGGUUUACACGUAACAAUAAAUCGUUACGAUGUGAUUGACAAUUUUUAUUGUACCAAUUAAUCGAAAUAGUGAAUAUUGUUUACACACUACAAUUUCUUGUCCAAUAUUCUUUGUCGACCACGGUUCAUCACAACUCAGUUUUAGCUUUCACCAUGGAGGAAGUACUGUUGUGGUCGUUAUAUCUAGUUUGUUUAGCGAAAAAAGCAAAACAGUCGCGAAGACCAAGAAGAAAGUGGAGUCGCGAAUGGUUGCUGAAGAAAAGGGAAUUUUCGCAUGUAAACUUAUUGCGAGAAUUACGAAAUGAACCCAAUGACUGGCGAAAUUAUUUGAGAAUGGAUGAAGAGACUUAUGUUGAAUUGUUAAAGUUAGUUUCUCCGUUUAUCGUGAAAAAAGACACUGUUAUGAGAAAAUCCAUAUCUCCACACGAGAGACUCUCAGCUACCUUACGAUUCCUUGCUACCGGAAGAAGCUUUAAGGACAUGGAAUUUUCAACUGCCAUUUCUAAACCAGCUCUCUGCAAAAUAAUUCCGGAAACCUGUGAGGCUAUCUACAAAGUAUUAAAAAAAUACAUACAGUGUCCUAAAACAGCAAAUGAGUGGAUGAAAAUCGCUUCAGAUUUUGAAGAGAAGUGGCAAUUUCCUCAUUGUUUGGGUGCGAUCGAUGGCAAACAUGUCCAGAUCAUUCCACCAAAGAAUAGUGGUUCCAAAUACUACAACUACAAAAAGACACAUAGUAUAGUUUUAAUGGCUAUUGCAAACGCUCACUGCGAAUUUAUAUAUUGUGACGUAGGAACGAACGGUAGAAUAUCUGACGGAGGUGUGAUAAAUAACACUAUUUUCUACGAACGACUUGUAAAUAACCAAUUGGAUAUUCCUGCACCUGAACCAGUAAGCUUCGAUCUUGACCUGGAAUAUGUUUUUGUGGGGGAUGAUGCUUUUGCGAUGCGACCUGAUCUUAUUAAGCCUUACAGUCGAGUUUCACUUAAUAAUGAGAGAAGAAUAUGUAACUAUCGAAUAUCGAGAGCACGGCGAGUGGUUGAGAACAGUUUUGGAAUUUUAACAUCAAGAUUUCGUAUUUUUAACAAUGCAAUUAAUUUACAAGUGAAAACUAUUGAAUCAGUAGUUCUCGCAUGCUGUGCCUUGCACAAUUUACUACGCAAAAAAUCAGUUUCCUACACCUCUCUUGAAUGUUUUGAUCACGAAAAUACUAUGGAUGGUACUAUUCAACUAGGUGCAAGGUGUAAUCCCGAUAUAUUACACAACCUCGAACGACGUUCAGGAGGUCAAGUUUUAGAAAGAGCAAAAAUUAUCAGAGAAAAAUUCUGUACAUAUUUCAACGGUGAGGGGUCUGUUCCUUGGCAAGAAAAAAGUGCAUGGAACGUUUGAAAUUUAUAGUUCUUGAAAAAAGCUUAUCAUAUGUUAAUUAUAUUAGUAUGCUUACUAUAUUGCUUGUAAGAAUUUAGUUUUAUAGCGAUUUUUUCACUUUACUAGAUUACAGACAAUUCAUUUGAAC